Messenger RNA from Fraxinus pennsylvanica, 5076 nucleotides. Lineage: Eukaryota; Viridiplantae; Streptophyta; Magnoliopsida; Lamiales; Oleaceae. The record is from the annotation of a GenBank genome assembly.
AUGGCAAAGGUCAACCAGGGGCUUGAGCAAGCACAUGGGACUGGUUAUGGUGGGAGUGGGUUUAAAUUCAAUGAAGAGGAGGAUAAAGUUAGGAGAGCUGUAAAGGAAUAUGGAUUUGAGGAGGAUAAAUCUGAUUCAGAAGAUGAAGAUGAAGGAAUCAGAAAGGCUGGUGGUGAAAUUUCUCACCAAGCAGUCAUUGCUCAGGCUGCUGCUUUAGCUGCUGCCUCCAAAGUGAGUGCAGCAUCGACACCAAUCUUAGCUGCUCAGCUUAUUCCCAAUGGAAUAACUGCAGCUGUCCCAGGGACUGGACUGCCAGUUGUAAUUGUAAUUACUCACGCUAAUGUUAGGCUGGAGUCUUGUAUCUCUCUCUAUCUCUCUCAUCACACCACCUGCAAAUGUUACUACUACUGUAGUGUAGCUGUGAGAGAUUCUCCUUCUCUCUCUGAUUGGUUAUCUGUAACAAUCAUUAUGGAUAUCAAUCUUUUCUGGGCUGCUGAAACGACAGCAUCUGAAGUCUUAAACAGUCUACCGGAGGCCUUUCGAGGAGUGCCCAUAUUGGAAUUAGCCACAGUUUGCAUAAACUUGACACUUUUUCUUGGUUUCUUGUUACUUGUCUCUGCAAGGCACGUUUUGGCGUGUUUCGACCGGGUUGAAGUUCGAAAAGAGGACUCAAAUGAGAAUACAGUGGCCUUAAGGCACAGAGGAGCUGUUGAAGAUGAAGAAAUUCAAAGUGUUGUGAUUGGUAAAGACUAUAAAGCUUCAGUAUUUUGUUGCGCUUAUGUUUUGUUUGUGCAAGUUAUGGUAUUGGGGUUUGAUGGUGUUGGUUUAGUGAGGGGGGCUGCAAAGGGAAACGGUAAUACUUCAGAUUGGACAAUUAUAUUACUUCCUGCAUCUCAGUGUUUAACUUGGUUUGCCCUCAGCUUUUCAGCGCUGUAUUGCAAAUACAAGGCUGCUGAGAAAUUCCCAUUAUUGUUGAGAAUUUGGUGGAUUGUUUCCUUUAUAAUCUGUCUGUGUACUUUGUAUGCUGAUGGUAAAGGAUUUCUGAUAGAAGGGUCAAGCCAUUUCAGUUCUCAUGUUUUGGCAAAUUUUGCUGUUACUCCUGCUCUUGCUUUUCUAUGUUUUGUUGCAAUUAGGAGUGGUACUGGAAUUCAAGUGUGUAGAAACUCUAACCUUCAAGAGCCACUGCUUCUCGAAGAAGCAGGGUGUCUUAAUGUUACCCCUUAUAGUGAAGCUGGCCUUUUUAGUUUGGCCACUCUUUCCUGGUUGAAUUCACUUCUUUCCAUAGGGGCAAAGAGACCGCUUGAGCUUAAGGAUAUUCCAUUACUUGCACCAAAAGAUCGUUGCAAGACGAAUUAUAAGAUAUUGAACUUGAAUUGGGAGAAGUUGAAGUUGGAGAAUCCUUGUAAGCAGCCUUCUUUAGCUUGGGCAAUUCUCAAAUCUUUCUGGAAGGAGGCUGCUUGUAAUGCAGUAUUUGCAGGAGUAAACACUUUAGUUUCAUAUGUGGGUCCUUAUAUGAUUAGCUACUUUGUGGAUUACUUGGGAGGGAAGGAGACUUUCCCGCAUGAGGGCUACAUUCUUGCAGGAAUUUUCUUCUCUGCAAAAUUAAUAGAGACCUUAACAACCCGGCAAUGGUAUCUUGGAGUCGACAUUUUGGGAAUGCAUGUUAGAUCAGCUCUCACAGCAAUGGUAUAUCAGAAAGGACUUAGGCUUUCAAGUUCAGCCAGGCAGAGUCACACAAGUGGGGAGAUCGUUAACUACAUGGCAGUUGAUGUGCAAAGAGUCGGGGACUAUUCUUGGUAUCUACAUGACAUAUGGAUGCUUCCUCUUCAAAUUGUCCUUGCCCUUGCUAUUCUAUAUAAGAAUGUCGGGAUUGCAUCUGCUGCCACAUUGGUUGCCACUAUUAUAUCCAUUGUUGCAACUGUUCCAUUGGCAAGGGUUCAAGAAGAUUACCAAGACAAGUUAAUGUCUGCCAAGGAUGAAAGGAUGAGGAAGACUUCUGAAUGCCUUAGGAAUAUGAGGAUUCUCAAGUUGCAAGCAUGGGAGGAAAGAUACAGAGCUUUGCUCGAAGAUAUGCGAAGUGUGGAAUUCAAGUAUCUCCGGAAAGCUCUUUACUCACAGGCUUUCAUCACAUUUAUUUUCUGGAGCUCCCCUAUAUUUGUUUCAGCUGUCACUUUCGGCACUUGCAUUUUGUUAGGUGGUCAGCUUACUGCAGGAAGCGUUCUUUCUGCUCUGGCUACUUUUCGGAUCCUGCAAGAACCACUUAGGAAUUUCCCUGACUUGGUUUCAAUGAUGGCUCAGACCAAAGUCUCCCUUGAUCGAAUUUCUGGAUUCCUGCAGGAGGAAGAGCUGCCAGAAGAUGCAACCAUCGUUUUGCCACGAGGUGUUACAAAUGUGGCCAUAGAAAUCAAAGAUGGCGAGUUCUCUUGGGAUCCAUCUUCUCCAACCCCAACCCUGUCAGGAAUUCAAAUUAGGUUGGAGAAGGGUAUGCGUGUGGCUGUCUGUGGUGUGGUGGGUUCUGGAAAAUCCAGUUUACUUUCCUGCAUCCUCGGUGAGAUACCGAAAGUCUCCGGCGAGGUUAAAAUUUGCGGUUCUGCAGCUUAUGUCUCUCAGUCAGCUUGGAUACAAUCAGGAAAUAUAGAGGAAAAUAUUCUCUUUGGGUAUCCGAUGGAUAAGGCAAAAUACAAGAGUGUUCUUCAUGCCUGUUCACUGAAGAAAGAUCUGGAGCUUUUCUCGCAUGGUGAUCAGACCAUUAUUGGCGAUAGAGGCAUAAACCUUAGCGGUGGUCAGAAGCAACGAGUGCAACUUGCUAGAGCACUAUAUCAAGACGCAGACGUCUAUUUACUUGACGAUCCGUUCAGCGCUGUUGAUGCUCACACUGGUUCAGAGUUAUUUAAGGAAUACAUAUUGACAGCACUAGCGACAAAGACUGUGGUAUUCGUAACACAUCAAGUUGAAUUUUUGCCUGCUGUUGAUUUGAUUUUGGUUUUGAAGGAAGGCCGUGUUAUUCAGGCUGGGAAAUAUGAUGAGCUUUUGCAAGCAGGAACAGAUUUUAACACAUUGGUCUGUGCUCAUCAUGAAGCCAUUGAAGCUAUGGAUAUUUCCAACCAAGCUUCUGAAGAAUCAGAUGAAAAUAAUCCUCUUGAUAGGUCCAGUCUCAUGAGAAAAAAGUGUGAUCCAGUUGCUACUAAUACGGAUGGCAUGUCAAAGGAAGUUGAAGAAGGUACAUCGGCAUCAGACAAGAAAGCAAUUAAGGAGAAAAAGAAAGCCAAACGUUCUAGGAGAAAACAACUUGUGCAGGAAGAGGAACGGGAACGAGGAAGAGUCAGCAUGAAAGUGUAUUUAUCAUACAUGGCAGCUGCAUACAAAGGGAUGUUGAUUCCACUUAUUAUUAUUGCACAAACACUAUUUCAGGUCCUUCAAAUAGCUAGUAAUUGGUGGAUGGCUUGGGCAAAUCCGCAAACCACGGGGGACAAACCAAAAACCAGUAGUGUGGUGCUUAUUGGUGUGUACAUGGCACUUGCUUUUGGGAGCUCCUGGUUCAUAUUUGUUAGGGCUGUUCUAGUUGCUACAUUUGGUCUUGCAGCAGCACAGAAGUUGUUCUUGAAAAUGCUCAGAACAGUGUUUCGGGCACCAAUGUCUUUCUUUGACUCUACCCCAGCUGGACGAAUAUUAAAUCGUGUGUCGAUUGAUCAAAGUGUUGUUGAUCUUGAUAUUCCAUUCAGACUUGGUGGCUUUGCUUCAACAACAAUCCAGCUUCUUGGUAUUGUUGGUGUAAUGACAAAAGUUACCUGGCAAAUUUUGCUACUCGUUGUUCCAAUGGCAAUUGCCUGCCUAUGGAUGCAGAAAUACUAUAUGGCUUCGUCAAGGGAACUGGUUCGCAUUGUUAGCAUCCAAAAAUCUCCAAUAAUUCAUCUUUUUGCUGAGUCAAUUGCUGGAGCAGCUACAAUAAGAGGGUUUGGACAAGAAAAGAGGUUCAUGAAGAGGAAUAUCUAUCUUCUUGAUUGCUUUGCUCGGCCUUUCUUCUGCAGUCUUGCAGCUAUUGAAUGGCUCUGCCUGCGUAUGGAACUGAUCUCAACAUUUGUUUUUGCUUUCUGCAUGGUUUUACUUGUGAGCUUCCCACAUGGAAGUAUAGAUCCAAGUAUGGCAGGACUUGCUGUGACAUAUGGUCUUAAUAUGAAUGCACGUCUAUCACGAUGGAUACUUAGCUUUUGCAAGCUUGAGAACAAAAUUAUCUCUGUAGAAAGGAUUCAUCAAUACUGCCAUAUACCUAGUGAAGCUCCAGCAGUUAUUGAAGAUUUUCAUCCCCCAUCCUCUUGGCCAGAAAAUGGAACAAUUGAAAUAAUCGAUUUAAAGGUUCGUUACAAGGAAAGCCUUCCUGUUGUGCUCCAUGGUGUAUCCUGCACUUUCCCUGGUGGGAAGAAAAUUGGAAUUGUUGGGCGUACUGGUAGUGGUAAAUCCACUUUGAUUCAGGCCCUGUUUCGAUUGAUUGAACCAGCAGGUGGCAGAAUAAUAAUAGACAACAUUGAUAUCUCAAUGGUGGGCCUUCAUGACCUUCGCAGCCGGUUGAGUAUCAUACCCCAGGAUCCAACAUUGUUUGAAGGAACAAUUAGAGGAAACUUAGACCCACUCGAAGAGCAUUCAGAUCAAGAAAUUUGGCAGGCACUUGAUAAGUCUCAGCUGGGUGAGAUAGUUCGCCAAAAAGAGCAAAAACUUGAUACACCUGUACUUGAAAAUGGAGAUAAUUGGAGUGUGGGCCAGCGACAGCUAGUAUCUCUUGGUCGGGCUUUACUUAAGCAGGCAAGAAUUUUGGUGCUUGAUGAAGCUACAGCCUCAGUUGAUUCAGCCACAGAUAACCUUAUCCAAAAGAUUAUUAGGACAGAAUUUAAGGAUUGCACUGUUUGUACGAUUGCUCAUCGAAUUCCUACUGUUAUUGAUAGCGAUCUGGUUCUGGUCCUUAGUGACGGUCGAGUUUCAGAGUUUGACACUCCGGCAAGAUUAUUAGAUGACAAAUCUUCCAUGUUUCUUAAGCUAGUAACUGAAUACUCCUCGAGAUCAAGUGGAAUACCGGAUUUUUGA